CCAACCCGGUUAAGUGAAGUGGCUAAGUUUACAAAAGUAUAUGACAGAGUCCCAAUUUAAACACAGGUGCUUUCAAACUCCACUGUGCGUUUCCCGCAAUACACCCCCGUAGCCUUCCCGGUGAUUUGCAAUUCUAGGUCUUCCAAGACUUGAUCAGGCAUGUUACUGUCAUUUUGCUUUGCGUUAGUAAUGGCAUCGGCUUAGAACAGAUGACUUCUGACGUUCCAGCCUCUUUUAAUUCUAAAAUUGCAUCAAACUUCAAGUGAAUAGGCACCGGCAAGUAAGAUAGUUAGUUAUUCGAUCUUCAAAUCCUUCUCCAGUUCCUAGAUUACAAGAAUAAUGAGCCCCAGGGUGCACUCUUCCCCACUCCACCCCCAACCAUUUUUUUUUUUUUGAAACAGUCUUCGCCAUCCCCAUCCAGAAAUGUUAGAAAAAUGAGUCCACUCUCCGCCAGGCCUUAAGUGGGUGGGGAAGAAUCUCUCUCUCCUACUGGCUGCCUUAAAUAUCACUUCGUUAUUUGCACUUUGGAAAUGAGCUAGUGGAUAAAUGAAGCUUCAGGGAGGCUCGUUCCGUCCGGGACCCGUGAUUGGUGGUUCCCAAAGCCAAAGGGCGACCCGCCAGCCACCUGGCUAAACCCGUUUUGGCUCGGCCCCGCCGCCAACCCGAAAGGAUCGAGUUGCUUCUUCCUAAGGCCUGGGAUAGGAAGGGCUCCGGGAACUCCUCGGGGUCGAAGCAGGGCAGGGCUAGGAGGUCUGACCCAGGGAGGCAGCUGGCUGGACCAAAGGCGCUGCGCUAUUGCAUCCGCUCGGCUGCCUGGAGAGGAGGGUGUAGCGCGCGCAUCGGUCCCCAGUUGUAUCAUUUUUCUUGAAGACAUACCAUUGGUCUUUUCUUUACCACCAAGUUCUUUGGAAUUGAGUUAUGUCAACAGCUGCUCUAAUUACUUUAGUUAGAAGCGGAGGGUACCAGGUGAGAAGGAGAGCUCUGUUGACAUCACGCCUGCUGCAGGAUGACAAAAGAGUGACCUCCACCUGUCACAGCUCCACCUCUGAGCGAAGAUCUUCUAGAUUUGAUCCAGACGGCAGUGGGCGUCCGGCUACAUGGGACACUUUUGGGAUCUGGGAUAACCGCAUUGAUGAACCAAUUCUUCUCCCACCAAGCAUUAAGUAUGGAAAGCCAAUUCCCAAAAUUAGCCUGGAAAACGUGGGCUGCUCCUCCCAGAUUGGAAAGCGGAAAGAGAAUGAGGACCGAUUUGACUUUUCGCAGCUGACAGAGGAAGUCUUGUACUUUGCAGUGUAUGAUGGGCACGGUGGAUCUGCAGCUGCUGACUUCUGUCAAACACACAUGAAAAAAUAUAUCAUGGAUUUCCUUACCAAGGACAAGAACUUGGAAACUGUGUUGACCAGUGCUUUCCUAGAAAUAGACAAAGCAUUUACAAGGCAUGCACACUUGUCUGCUGAUGGCACUUUGCUGAUCUCUGGGACUACUGCAACAGUAGCCCUGUUGCGAGAUGGUAUUGAGCUGGUCAUAGCUAGUGUUGGGGACAGCCGUGCUCUCUUAUGCAGAAAAGGAAAGCCCAUAAAGCUGACCACAGACCACACUCCAGAGAGAAAAGAUGAAAAAGAAAGGAUCAAGAAAUGUGGUGGCUUUGUAGCUUGGAACAGUUUGGGACAGCCUCAUGUGAAUGGCAGGCUUGCAAUGACAAGGAGCAUUGGAGAUUUGGAUCUCAAAAACAGUGGUGUGAUAGCAGAACCUGAAACCAAAAGGAUUAAGCUGCAGCAUGCUGAUGAUAGCUUCCUGGUCCUCACUACAGAUGGAAUUAACUUCAUGGUAAAUAGUCAAGAGAUCUGUGACUUUGUCAAUCAGUGCCAUGACCCCAACGAAGCAGCCCAUGUCAUAACUGAACAGGCAAUCCAGUAUGGUACUGAAGAUAAUGGCACCGCAGUAGUAGUGCCUUUUGGUGCCUGGGGAAAAUACAAAAACUCGGAUGUCAGCUUCUCGUUCAGCAGAAGCUUUGCCUCAAGUGGACGCUGGGCUUGAUAGUUUGUGUCAGAUGUUUCUUUGUGAUUGAUGUCUAUUGAGUAUUACAGGAAACUGAACUAGAUGAAAAAAAAAAAAGACUGGUACCAGAAUCAUCUUGUGACUCAAUAAAUUUAUUAUCCAUUUCCAUGUAUUGUUCAAAAGUAUCAUGGUUAUCAUCUGUAAGCUCUAACUCAACUUGUUUGGCAUAACAGUAAGGGUAAUCAGACUUCUGUGAGUCCAUGUGUACAAUGAUAAGAGGAUCUCAUUAAAAACAAAACAAAACAAGAAAGGGUUUGAUCUAA
Vombatus ursinus (common wombat) is the source of this 2321-nucleotide messenger RNA. RefSeq names its product protein phosphatase, Mg2+/Mn2+ dependent 1K (gene PPM1K). The coding region runs from base 919 to 2037 and encodes 372 amino acids. Lineage: Eukaryota; Metazoa; Chordata; Mammalia; Diprotodontia; Vombatidae. The transcript has 7 exons. Gene Ontology annotation, biological process: protein dephosphorylation. Gene Ontology annotation, molecular function: protein serine/threonine phosphatase activity; cation binding. The record is from RefSeq and is a predicted model, not a curated record.